Messenger RNA from Stylonychia lemnae, 714 nucleotides. The record is from the annotation of a GenBank genome assembly. Lineage: Eukaryota; Ciliophora; Spirotrichea; Sporadotrichida; Oxytrichidae.
AUGAAAGUUCUAGCACUACUCGCUCUUUUCCUAUCCUUGACUAUGAUUUCUGUGCAGGCAGCUGUAUUCGAUCUACAUUUUGGAAUCAAGGGUAAAGAUCAACCAAAGAAUGAUAAAAAAGAAGAAAAGGUAGUACCUGCUCCAGCAGACAAGAAAGAUGAGAAACCCAAGAAAGAUGAGAAGAAAUCUAACUCAACAGGCAAGACAGAUGAGGAUGAUGACGAUGAUGAUGACUUGCCACUAGACAAUCAGAAAGUGCACUACUAUCUUAAUGGAAUCAAAGGAGUCUGGGGAGGAUUCAUGAAGGGAUUCUACAAGGACUAGAAGCUCGAACUAAAUGACAGAUGCAUUAGUGAUCAGUUGACUAGCAAUAUUCAAUUCUUGAUCGAUUUUGUAGAAGGCAAGGAACCAUUAUAUAGAAUACCAAAGUUUACCAUCACUGUAGCAAAAAUAUUCAAUGACAACUUCAACUUCUGCGGGUAUGACAAAUUCGCUAAUGACUUGAAAACUUUCUGUGUUGAGGACACCUGUGACUAGAAAUAAAUCAUCAGAAACCUUCAGGAUAAGUUGUUUCAACUCAUUGGUGAUGUAAAUGGAGUUGUUGCAGCAGUUUAAGAAUUUCCACCAGCUGACAAAGACGAUAUGUAUUUGGAUGCAAUGGAAAUUGGUCAAGAUGUAGGAAAGAUACUUAGAGCAGUCUACAACUACAAGUGA